AAAAAAAGAACCAAUCAAUUAAAAGUCCUCAUCCAAAACACCCAAAUAUAAAAAAAAAGUACCAAAACAUACAUCCCAAAAUUCCCAGCAUAAAAACCUUCAUUAAAACAGAAUAUCCAUAUUCCAUAUCCUCCAAAACCACCAAAAAAAUGGGAGAUUUCUCAUACUGUCCAGAUUGCAAGAAAAGCACAGAGGUAGUUCUCGACCAUGCCGCAGGAGACACCGUUUGUGUCGAGUGUGGGCUUGUUUUAGAGGCCCAUUCCAUUGAUGAAACCUCUGAGUGGCGGACUUUUGCUAAUGAAGCCCAAGAUAAUGAUCCAGUUCGUGUUGGUGGGCCUACUAACCCAUUACUUGCAGAUGCUGGGCUUUCUACUGUUAUCUCUAAAACUAAUGGGUCGUCUGGUGACUUUCUUACAUCUUCUUUGGGCCGCUGGCAGUCUCGUGGGUCUAACCCGGAUCGUAAUCUUAUUCAGGCCUUUAAGUCCAUUGCCACCAUGGCGGACAGGUUGGGCCUUGUUUCAACUAUCAAGGAUCGAGCCAAUGAGAUAUUUAAGAAGGUUGAAGACCAGAAACCUCUUAGAGGUCGGAAUCAAGAUGCAAUUUUGGCCGCUUGUCUCUAUAUUGCUUGUCGACAAGAGGACAAACCGAGAACUGUAAAAGAGAUAUGUUCGGUUGCUAAUGGGGCCACAAAGAAGGAAAUUGGCCGUGCAAAAGAGUUUAUUGUCAAGCAACUUGAGGGGGAGUUGGGUCAAUCCGUGGAAAUGGGAGCUAUUCAUGCAGGAGAUUUCUUGAGGCGUUUCUGUUCACAUUUGGGCAUGGACAAGCAAGCAGUAAAAGCUGCCCAGGAAGCUGUUCAGAAAUCUGAAGAGCUUGAUAUAAGGAGGAGCCCGAUUUCAAUUGCAGCAGCAAUCAUUUAUAUCAUCACCCAACUUUCCGAUGAUAAGAAGCCACUCAAGGAUAUUUCUCUUGCUACCGGUGUGGCUGAGGGAACGAUAAGGAAUUCUUACAAAGACCUUUAUCCCCAUAUUUCGAGGAUAAUACCAAGUUGGUAUGCCAAGGAAGAUGAUCUAAGAAGUUUAAGCAAUCCUUGAGAAAAACCAUUGCAGGUUAACAUGUACAAGGUAUAAGAAUUUGUUAGCUAAUGAACAUGACAUUAUAAUAGUAUAGAUGCAAGCCAUUUGUUCGAGGUGAUUCGUUGAACCAAUCGUCUCUUUUAGGUGGAUAGUUGCCGGUUAGGUUAAUAGGUCUUGUUGGUCACUUGUACAAUAUCUGACAUAUUAUGUUCUUCAGCUGUAUGUAACUCUGUAGGUAGUGGCAACAUGCUUUGCCUAGUCUGUAGUACACUCUUCUGUAAGGUAAUACUUAUCAAUAUGAAAAUGAAAAUGACUUUGAUCA
This is a messenger RNA of Beta vulgaris subsp. vulgaris (sugar beet), 1395 nucleotides long. RefSeq names its product transcription initiation factor IIB. NCBI's taxonomy places the organism in Eukaryota, Viridiplantae, Streptophyta, Magnoliopsida, Caryophyllales, Amaranthaceae. Gene Ontology annotation, molecular function: TBP-class protein binding. Gene Ontology annotation, biological process: DNA-templated transcription initiation; transcription preinitiation complex assembly. The record is from RefSeq and is a predicted model, not a curated record. Gene Ontology annotation, cellular component: nucleus; transcription preinitiation complex. Bases 150 to 1091 code for a protein of 313 amino acids. The transcript has 7 exons.